Leptosomus discolor (cuckoo roller) is the source of this 303-nucleotide messenger RNA. NCBI's taxonomy places the organism in Eukaryota, Metazoa, Chordata, Aves, Leptosomiformes, Leptosomidae. The record is from RefSeq and is a predicted model, not a curated record.
GCGCAGCUGAUGACAGACAACGUCCCCUGUCACUUCGUGGCCGCCUUCGGGGCCGGCUUCUGCGCCACGGUGGUGGCGUCGCCAGUGGAUGUGGUGAAGACGCGGUACAUGAACGCCAGCCCCGGGCAGUACCGGAACGUGCUCAGCUGCCUCCUGGGCUUGCUCAUGCAGGACGGCCCCGCCGGCUUCUACAAGGGGUUCGUCCCCUCCUUCCUGCGACUCGGCUCCUGGAACGUGGUGAUGUUCCUCUCCUACGAGCAGCUGCAGCGCGCCGCGGUGCUGGCCUGGCCGGCCCGAUCCUGA